AUGGAUAACAGUCCAGAAAUACUGAUAAAUACGUUUAAUUCUACAUGUGAUGUGUCAUCAACAACAGCCAACACCGUACCGACAAAUAAUGAAAGUAUUACAUUAAUAUGGUUUGAUAAAAAUAUUGAUAACAAAGACGACACAUUCAUUACACGCGCAAUGCUUCGUGAAAUAAAUGAUUUUGUGCUUUUCUUUAAUGAAAAAGAUAAAUGUCUCGAAUAUAUUCAAUCAAUAAUGAAUGAAAAAAUAUUUCUCGUUAUUUCGGGUUCGUGUGCUGUUGACUUUUUACCUAUUGUACAUAAUUUUCGACAAAUUGAUUCAAUUUUUAUAUUUUGUAUGAAACGUGAAAAAUAUGAGAUACUUCUAACAAAAUAUACAAAAAUAAUUGAUAUAUUUAUUCAACAAGAAACUCUUGCUAAUAGUAUUAAAGAAAAUAUUUUAUUAGUGGAAAAACAUAUGGAAACAUUCAACUCAUUUGAUCCAAAAUUACAAAAAUCUACACGUGAAUUAACUAAAGAACAAGCAUCAUUUAUUUGGUAUCAAUUAUUUAAAGAUAUUGUAAUUCAAAUGCCACAAGAUGAACAAUCAAAACAAGAUAUGAUUCAAAACUGUCGACACUAUUAUCGGGGAAAUACAACACAAGAAAAAUUCAUUAAUGAAUUUGAACAAACAUAUGCGAAAACCGAUUCUAUUAAAUGGUACACAAAAUCAUCGUUUGUAUAUAAAUUGAUUAAUAAAGCUUUAAGAACAGAAGACAUUGAACAACUGUACAUAUUUCGUUUUUAUAUAGCCGAUUUGAGUACAAAUCUAGCUAAAAUUCAAAUAAAACAGACAAAUAUUCAACUGUAUCGUGGCGUUAAACUAGAGAAUGAUGAAUUUAAUAAAAUCAAAAGUAAUAUUGGAAAGUUAAUAGGAACAAAUGGAUAUUUAUCAACAAGUCGUUCACGUAAUUUAGCAAUGACUUUUGCUACAAAACCGACAAGACGAGACAAUGUUACACCAGUUCUAUUUGAAAUAACAUUGAAUUCGCAAAUAAAUCUAACUGUUGUUGCUGACAUUGCCUCAUAUAGUGAGUUCCCACUUGAACAAGAAGUGCUAUUUGAUUUAGGUGCCGCGUUUCAGAUCGAUGCGGUUAUAUUUGAUAAUUUGACCGAAGUGUGGCUAAUUAAAAUGACAAUAACUGACGGUGGAACUAAAAUAGCUAAAGACUAUGUUGAAAAAAAUAAAGUAGAUAUUAAAGAUGAGAAAAGUUUUCUUGUUCUAUUUGGUAUUUUGUUGGAGAAUAUGGGUGAUUAUUCAAGAUCAAUAAAAUAUUUUAAAAAUUUGUUAAUUAACAAUAAUUAUGACGAGCAAGACUGUCCGUCGAUUUAUUACCAUUUGGGCUGUGCUUAUUGUUUCAGAGGUGAAUACGAAGAAGCUUUAGCAAACUAUAAAAAAGCUUAUGAUCUUAUGAUGAUAUCAACACCGUCACUAAUUUAUGAUGCCGCACGAACAUUGAACGAUAUCGGCAUUGUUUAUGAUAACAUGAAAGAUUAUGAUCAAGCAAUCCAUUAUCAUUUAGAAGCAUUAAAAUAUCGAGAAUUGUCACUUCGGCAUAAACGUUCUAUGGUAGAAAGUUUAAAUAAUCUUGGUAAUGCAUACCACAAUAAAGGUUCACUGGACAUAGCUCUGAAAUAUUAUUUAAAAGGAUUGAAAUUGUCUGAGGCUACAUCGAAUCGGUUGAUGAUAGCUGAUUGUUUUAAUAACAUUGGUCGGAUUCACUGUAAAAAACACGAAUUUAAACAUGCGCUAUACUAUCAUUUAAAAGCAUUCAAUAUCAUCCCAACUUAUAGUGUAAAUACCGCUAAUAAUUUUACAUUCAUUGGUGAUGUUUAUAGUGAACAAAAAUUGUACGAUCGUGCUCUCAUCUGUUAUAGAAAAGCAUUCAAAAUACGCAAACGAUUGUUUCUUGUUGAUCAUCCUGAAACAGCUAAAAGUUUGUGUCAGAUUGGUGGCAUACAUGAGAAAACGAGAGAUUAUGACUGUGCCCUUACGUGUUAUACAGAGUCACUUAAAAUCUACGAACGAUCCUAUCCUAAUUAUCCUGAUGUACCAAUUAUACAACAUAACAUCAGUGUUAUAAAGCAAAUGUCGCCAACGGAUUUAGCAAACCCGACUGACGUAGACAACAUCUUACUAAAAAGCCUAAGGUUAUUAUGUGGCCGUUUUGAAGAUGUUUAA
Molecule: messenger RNA, 2220 nt
Organism: Didymodactylos carnosus
Lineage: Eukaryota; Metazoa; Rotifera; Eurotatoria; Philodinida; Philodinidae
Source: the annotation of a GenBank genome assembly